AGAUUCUGAAGAAGGUCGGUCGGGACAGAAGGAGAGUGCCGAGAAAGAACCCUGACGGAUGUCCAGCCGUCGCCACCUUUUUCACCAGCCAUCAGUUCACGGACUACGCUGCCGUACAGAGUCUGUACGCCGAGGGCAAUGAGUUUGCUGCUCACUCCAUCUCGAAGCGACUUCCGGCGGAAUACUGGGCUGAGAUGUCGGACAGAGAGAUGUCGGCUGAGUACCGCGACCAGCGCGUCAUGUUCGAUAUCUUCUCCGGCAUUCCUCCGAACGAGAUAACAGGCGUGCGCGCCGCCUACCUGCAGACUAAAGGUAACGACUUCAUGCGGAGGAUGCAGAACGACGAAUUCACCUGGGAUUCGUCCUACGCGACCGACCGCAUCAACCCGGCUACCUGGCCCUACACGUUCGAUUACCUCGAUACUACGGGUUGCGCUGUGCGGCCGUGCGUCACCGAGCCCGUGCCUGGCAUGUGGGAGAUCCCCCUGGUGGACUGGAUUGACACUAACGACACUCUGUGUGAGAACGUGGAUAGUUGUUACUUCCCUAACGACAAGGCGGAGGCUCUGGAGCUGCUGCGUACUAACUUCGCUCGUCACUACGAGACGAAUCGCGCUCCGUUCACACUCAACCUGAGAGCCAGGUGGUUCCUGAACGACGGCUACUACAACAUGGAAGCGCUGCAGCAAUUCCUGGACGAGAUUCAGCAGAAUCCUGACGUAUACCUCGUCACCUACAGCCAGGCAAUCGCCUGGGUUCGCAACCCCGUCCGACUCGCCGAUAUCGCGCGAUCUCGCGUGUUCGCUUGCGAUUACGCCGACCGUCGUCCACUUUGCGAAGCGCCGAACCUUUGCGGAUACGCUAACAUCACCUACGCGCCCAACAGCGAGGAACAUCCAGGCGAUAGGUACUUCCAGACCUGCGGUCGCUGCCCUCCCGUCUACCCGUGGGUGAACAACCCUGACGGUAGCGCUUAAUGCGGUCCGAUCGGUUUCGAAAUACAUGUACACAUCUCACUAGCACUAGAAGACACACGGUGCGGCUAGUAAUUGCGUAGAUUCGACCGUAUUGUUUCGUAAAUAGGAUUAAUUAGUAAUUAGUAAUUUAUUGAGCGCGUAGUAAAUUAUGCUAAUGACGUUGGCAUCUUCCCUGAUGAAAGUCGGAACGUAUAUGCCGCCAAAAGUAUUGCCUCAUUAGCAUAACGUCUGUCACUAACCAGAGUAAAUCUCGGCUGAUUCGCUUACGCAGAAACUGACUUGUGGUAUCUAGAGACGCAUGUGUGCAUUGUCGUGCGCACGAGUCCUAGCUCUAAUUACAACUCGGUCGAUCGUUCAUGUUUUUAUUCGUUGUCAGAAAUAACAAAAUGUCAGACGGCCCCGAAUCGAAAGCCACUCUAGCGGUUGUAUUAUGUUUGAGUCAAUAAACGGCUAUACGAUACACAUACAAA
This is a messenger RNA of Priapulus caudatus, 1447 nucleotides long. RefSeq lists its product as uncharacterized. The record is from RefSeq and is a predicted model, not a curated record. The transcript has 3 exons. The coding region runs from base 195 to 977 and encodes 260 amino acids. Gene Ontology annotation, biological process: carbohydrate metabolic process. NCBI's taxonomy places the organism in Eukaryota, Metazoa, Priapulida, Priapulimorpha, Priapulimorphida, Priapulidae.